UAUAAAGUUGUGCUGCAUUUCAGUCGUUUUAUGUACGUUAUCCGCGCGCGAUCCCACGCGACAAAGAUAUACGGCAACGUGAAUCUCUCGCAUGCGCUGCGCUAUGUCGACACUGCGUCUUCGGUUAGACGUAAGGAUUUUUUGGCAAUGCAUGUGCGUCCUCGUGUCCCUGCUCGUCCUGGCCGACGGCUUGUUCAUCGAGUCCAAAGAACUUCUCGUCAAUACGAAAUGGGGCUUCGUCCGCGGCAAGUGGACCAAAACCGUGCGUGAUCGGAGAGUCGCGAGUUUUCUUGGGAUACCGUACGCUCUACCCCCGCUAGGCGAAUUAAGAUUCAGAAACCCGCAACGAUGGAAUCGCAUGUGGACGACAAUUCGCGACGCUACGGUCGAUGGGUCACAAUGUAUGCAACUUUCUAAGGAAGGCAAAGUUGUUGGCAGUGAGGACUGCCUCUAUCUGAAUGUCUACGUUCCCUAUAUUUCAGACAGACAGCAGAAAUCCAAGAACCUACCGGUUUUGGUCUUCGUCCACCCGGGUGGAUUUAUGGUGGGAAAUAGCAACAGCAAAUUGUACGGGAUGGAUUAUUUGAUGGAUCAGGAUAUAAUUCUCGUCACGAUGAAUUACCGACUUUCUGCUUUAGGGUUUUUUAGCACAACGAACCAAGUCUCGCCGGGUAAUUACGGCGUUAAAGAUAUAAAGAUGGCCCUCGAAUGGAUACAAGAAAAUAUUCAUAACUUCGAAGGGGAUCCCAAGUCGGUGACCCUUAUGGGGCAAAGUGCCGGUUCAGCGGCCACUCAUAUUCUCGCUCUCUCAAAUAAAACCGAAGGGCUCUUUAACAGGUACAUUUUGCAGAGCGGUUCUGCUUUAAGUACAUGGAGUGUUCACCCUCGAAGAAGGUAUAGACGAGUGUGUUUGAAAUUGGCGAAACUCGUCGGCUGCCAGCUGAAAAAAAAAGACAAUGACGUAAUCGCGUCGAAUGAAACGACCACCGAAAAUCCGAAAGAAGAAGAUGUAAGUACGAGCGCCUACGGCGACACUUCGGACUACGAAGUGAAAGAUGACGAGGAAAUAAUGAGAUGCAUGAGAAUGGCCGAUGCGAGAAGAGUAGUGAACAUGACGCAACAUUUCACUGUUUGGAGAAAUCAUCCAGCUUAUAACUUUGGCCCCACAUUGGAGGAUGACUCGGAGGACGCUAUCCUGACGAUGCAUCCAUUGAAAAUAGUGAAGAACGGACUGUUUCGCGAUAUACCGGCGAUAUUUCAAGUCGUCAAGGAUGAGGGUUUAGUAAAGUCAAUCGAAUUAUUCACAAAUGCUACGGCCGAGGACGAACUGACGAAGAAUUUUGAAGAAUAUUCGCCCUACUUCAUGGAGAAUCAUGAAGCGAUUACCAAUCGUAGCGCUUUCGUUUCCGCGUUACAGGAUUUUUACUUUAAUGGAAAUGUGUCGGGUAUCUCGGACAGGCAACGACGGAUAAAUAACAUUACGGAGAUGAUGGGUGAUAGCGCAUUAACAUGGCCGAUGUUUCAAGCUCUACAAUAUCAGUCGAGAAUAGGAAAUUCCAGCAUUUAUUUUUCCUACUUCACGUAUGAAGGCACGUUUUCGAAUACCUUCAGUUUGGACACGUCGAAAUAUUAUGGUGUUUCCCAUGGUGACGAUUUAAACUACUUAUUUCCCACACUGAAUAAUAAGUAUCGCAAUUUGUUGCUGCACAAUACGGAGAACGAUAUUACUAUGAUUAAUAUCCUAACAGAGAUGUGGACGAGUUUCGCGAUAAAAGGGAUCCCGAAAGCGUGGAUGAUCCCCGCGUGGCCCAGCUACCACGAUCAUCACGAGUUCAUGAGAUUCGGGAUUGACAAAUCGCCGGAAACUGUGGUCCAAACCGAUUUCCUGUCUAACAGAAUGGAAUUCUGGGAGAAGUUGAUGCCCAACGAAUCGACGGAAUCGAUGAACGACGUGUUUGUCAGCGAACCGGAGGAGGACGUACCUACCAGUAACGCGAUCAAUCGUAGAUUAUCAGUUCAGUUUGCAUCAUUAGCAAUAAUUUACUUCUACAUAUGAACAAAAUUAUCCUAUCUACGCUCGAGAGGAUACAUUGUACAGCAAACAUACGAUAAAUCACAUAAAUUAUGAGCUGUUAUCGAGCAAAUUAUUUCCGCGCAUCUUAUCGCACAUAUUGUUAAACGAUUUUUCCACACGGGCGGUUUAAACCAAUAAAGUUCAAAUUAUAUGUCAAAACUGCCUGCGGUAUAAAUGCAAAGAGAAAAAUACACGAAUAUAAAUAAAUAGAUGUAGCUUUUGUUUAAUACACGAAAUUAUAAAAAAUAUUUAUCUCGUGAAAUACAUUUUCACUGUUGUAGUUGAUAUAAUAUUAUGUGUUAUUUAAAAGCGCCAAACGUAUAAACGUAUGCGCGAGAAAAUAUGAAUGCAUCAAAUAUGAAUGUAGAAAAAUAUAGACAGAACAUA
Messenger RNA from Temnothorax curvispinosus, 2461 nucleotides. Its product is annotated as esterase E4-like. The coding region runs from base 92 to 2056 and encodes 654 amino acids. The record is from RefSeq and is a predicted model, not a curated record. Lineage: Eukaryota; Metazoa; Arthropoda; Insecta; Hymenoptera; Formicidae. The transcript is spliced from 9 exons.